This is a messenger RNA of Trichoderma gamsii, 1143 nucleotides long. Its product is annotated as zinc-regulated transporter 1. The transcript has a single exon. Gene Ontology annotation, cellular component: plasma membrane. Lineage: Eukaryota; Fungi; Ascomycota; Sordariomycetes; Hypocreales; Hypocreaceae. Gene Ontology annotation, biological process: zinc ion import across plasma membrane. Gene Ontology annotation, molecular function: high-affinity zinc transmembrane transporter activity. The record is from RefSeq and is a predicted model, not a curated record. The coding region runs from base 1 to 1143 and encodes 380 amino acids.
AUGGCGGACGCAGACUUCAACCCCCAGUCCGUCGACCUCGACUCGGCUGAUCCCCGAGACAUCAUCUGCUACCUCAACGCCGGCGGCAACGAGUACAAUGGACGCCUCGGCGUGCGAGUUUCGGCGCUGUUUGUCAUCUUGAUCGUCUCGACGGCAGUGACCUUCUUCCCCGUCCUGGCCACCCGCGUUCGACGCCUGCGGAUCCCCCUCUAUGUCUACCUCUUUGCGCGCUACUUUGGCGCCGGCGUUAUCAUCGCCACAGCCUUCAUUCAUCUUCUUGAUCCGGCCUAUGAGGAGAUUGGGCCGGCGAGCUGCGUUGGCAUGACUGGCGGCUGGGCUGAAUACAGCUGGCCCCCUGCCCUGGCUCUGACUUCGGCCAUGCUCAUCUUCCUGCUCGACUUCUUGGCCGAGUACUACGUCGACAGAAAAUUCAAGCUGGCCCAUGUUGAAGUCGAAGACACCAUCACUGAUAGCCGUCAUGCUCACACCCACCAAGGACUGCACUCGGCUGACCAGGAUGGCGCUAUUCCUCCUCUCAAUGCAAAGGCCAACGAACAAGUAAGGGAUCAUGCUCCUAGCGACAAGCCUAGCGAUGACUUCGACGUGGAGGAACUCAAGGACCUUGAAGGCGAUUCCGAGAAAGUAGCCUUGGGCUUUCAGUCUCAAAUCGCGGCCUUCCUGAUUCUAGAGUUUGGCGUUCUCUUCCACAGUGUCAUCAUCGGCCUCAACCUCGGUGUUGCUGGCGAUGAGUUCAGCACUCUGUAUGCAGUCAUCGUCUUCCACCAGUCCUUUGAAGGCCUGGGUAUUGGCGCCCGUUUGAGUGUCAUUCCCUUCCCCAGGCGCUUUAAGUGGAUGCCUUGGGUUCUAUGCGCUGCCUAUGGAUUGACGACUCCUAUCGCCAUUGCCAUCGGCCUCGGUCUGCGGACUACAUACAACAGUGGCUCCUUUACCGCCAACGUCGUGUCUGGCGUUCUCGACUCGAUUUCUGCUGGUAUCCUCAUCUACACCGGCUUCGUCGAGAUGAUUGCGCGCGACUUCCUCUUCAACCCGUAUCGCACGCAGGACAAGAAGCGUCUGACAUUCAUGCUCGUUUCUAUGUACCUCGGCAUAGCAAUCAUGGCGCUGCUUGGAAAGUGGGCUUAA